Nothobranchius furzeri (turquoise killifish) is the source of this 2160-nucleotide messenger RNA. RefSeq names its product D-2-hydroxyglutarate dehydrogenase (gene d2hgdh). NCBI's taxonomy places the organism in Eukaryota, Metazoa, Chordata, Actinopteri, Cyprinodontiformes, Nothobranchiidae. Gene Ontology annotation, cellular component: mitochondrion. Gene Ontology annotation, molecular function: FAD binding; catalytic activity. The record is from RefSeq and is a predicted model, not a curated record.
AUUGAUUGGUCUAUUCUUUUCAUCCUUUUCCUUCACAACUUCAGGUGUGACGCGCUAGCUGUAAACAAACUCGAGUCAAGAUUAAAGGUCUCAUUUAUGUUAUUGCACAGAUGUACAAUGAAAUUGAUUUUACGCUCAUUAAAAACAACUCACGUAAGGAGGCAGUAAAAUAAAAAAAAGGCUAAAACAGACGUCACGCGCACCGACUGGGUCAUUGGUUUACUGAGCUGCUUUGCUUUCGAGCUUCAUGGCGGACUUUGGAGUUUGAUAUGAUACAAAAAACAAAACCUCACGUGGACGGAGAGUUUCGUGUCGUAAAGUGAACGUUUACGCUUGUCACUUGUCACCAGGCAUGCUGGGACUUUUCCAGGGAGCCUCCAGGCUGAGAGCAGCUCUGAGACUCCUGUCCUAUACAGCACCGUUUCCCCCCACAGACCUCCAGAGACUGUGUCCCAUCCAGACUUCUGCCCGGUUUAUGUCCUUAUCUCGGAGGUUGCAUCAUGUAGGAGAAGAUGGGUCCAGGUCUUCUCCUGCUUCAGCCCCAGACAGGCUGCCUUUCUCCAGAGUAUCUGUGGAAGAUCUGGCCUUUUUCAGUCAGAUUCUCCCCGGAAGAGCCAUAACUGACCCUGACCUGGUGGAGUCCAGUAAUGUGGACUGGCUGAAGUCUGUGAGAGGGUCGAGUGAAUUGUUGCUGAGACCUCAGACAACAGAGGAAGUGUCACAAAUUCUUAGAUACUGUAGCUCCCACAACCUGGCAGUGAACCCUCAAGGAGGUAACACGGGUCUUGUUGGUGGCAGUGUGCCUGUUUAUGAUGAGAUCAUCCUCUCCACCUCUCUAAUGAACAACAUACAUUCCUUUGAUCACAUCUCUGGUAUUCUUACAUGUCAGGCAGGGUGUGUUUUGGAGAACUUGUCCCUCUUCCUGGAAGAGAGGGACUACAUCAUGCCCCUGGACCUCGGGGCUAAAGGUAGCUGCCAGAUCGGAGGUAAUGUGGCGACAAAUGCAGGCGGGCUGCGCCUGCUGCGGUAUGGCUCCUUACAUGGAACGGUGCUGGGUCUUGAAGUGGUGUUGGCAGACGGACGCGUGCUGGACUGCUUGUCCACGCUGCGAAAAGACAACACAGGAUAUGAUCUCAAACAGCUCUUCAUCGGCUCUGAGGGCACUUUGGGGGUCAUCACUGCAGUCUCCAUCCUUUGUCCCCGAAAGCCCAAGUCUGUUAACGUGCUCUUCUUAGGAUGUGAAACCUUUGAGCAACUGCUGAAGGCCUUCCAGCUCUGCAGAGGCAUGCUGGGAGAAAUUCUCUCAGCUUUUGAGUUCUUGGAUAGUGAAUGCAUGAAGCUGCUGAACACACACCUCAAACUGUCCAAUCCCAUCUCUGAUUGCUCGUUUUACAUCGUCAUAGAAACAUCUGGGUCUGAUCCGAGUCACGACGCGCAGAAGCUCCACAACUUUCUCGAGGAAGCGAUGAAGUCGUUAUUAGUUACUGAUGGAACUGUAGCGACCGAGGAAUCAAAAAUUAAGGCCCUGUGGUCGAUGCGUGAGCGUGUCACCGAAGCGCUGACUCAUGACGGCUUCAACUACAAGUACGACAUUUCCCUUCCAGUGGAGCGGAUCUACCAGCUGGUGACCGACAUGAGGCAGCACCUAGGAAGCAGGGCCAAGCGUGUGGUGGGAUACGGCCAUGUUGGCGACGGAAACCUCCACCUGAACGUGACUUCUCCUGUGAAGGACCCUGUUCUCCUGGCGGCCAUCGAGCCAUUCGUGUACGAAUGGGCGGCCAGAUAUCAUGGCAGCAUCAGUGCAGAACACGGACUGGGUCUGAAAAAGAGGAACUACAUCUACUACAGUAAGCCGAGGCCAGCUGUGGCUCUGAUGGGGAACAUCAAGGCCAUGCUGGACCCUAAAGGCAUCCUCAACCCUUACAAGACUCUACCAGACCAGCUGAAACAACACUGAGGUCACCGUCUAAGCUGGGCUGUAGAUAGGAGGAAAGAAAAGUACAGUUGGGAAAAAGUCCAGUAAAUGUUUUAUUACAUAUAAAAACACAAAGCAACAUGUUUUCCCUCUUGAAACAAAACCAGCACUUGUGAACUAAUUUCUUUGUAAACCGAGGCAACUGCUUAUUUAAAAAAGUCUUGGAUUAAACCGUUUCCAGUAAA